Messenger RNA from Phragmites australis (common reed), 1595 nucleotides. RefSeq lists its product as uncharacterized. NCBI's taxonomy places the organism in Eukaryota, Viridiplantae, Streptophyta, Magnoliopsida, Poales, Poaceae. The transcript is spliced from 4 exons. The coding region runs from base 149 to 1234 and encodes 361 amino acids. The record is from RefSeq and is a predicted model, not a curated record.
GGGCACCACAAAAAGACCAGCUCACCAUUCCCCUCUUGUCUUGGUCAGCUCACUUGUCUUGUGCACCGACGCCGGGAGGAGAGGAGAGGCGGGGGAAAGAGAGCCCGCCAAAAAUAGGCACAGGCAGCCGCCGGUCCCGCCGCGACCGAUGGGCGUCAAACAGGCCCUCCUCCACGCCCACGCCCGGCACCACGACGAGGACGACGAUGACGACGACGGCAGCAGCAACGGCAGCGGCGGGCGCGAGGGGGCGGAGGCGGUGCUGGAGGUGGACCAGUCGCCCUCGCCGCCGCCCAUGUCGUCCUGCGGACGAUACAUCCUGCACCGCGUCUGCAGGUUCGACACCCUCGCCGGCGUCGCCAUCAAGUACGGCGUCGAGGUGGCGGACGUGAAGCGCGUCAACGGCCUCACCACCGACCUCCAGAUGUUCGCGCACAAGACGCUGCGGAUUCCGCUCCCCGGGAGGCACCCGCCCGCCGCCGCUCCUCCCUCCUUGUCCUCAAGCGACACCGAUCGCACCAGUGGACCUCUUACUUCAUGCUUUAUGGGCAGUAACAAUAUAAUUCCUUUCAGAGAAUGGACUACACGUCGCCCUCCCAAAAAUGCUGCUUCCUUGGAUCCAUUUCUUAAACCGCCGCGGAGAGCAGUUUCGCCGUCCAUGAGCCUCUUGCAGGGAUACUAUGGCCUCACACCACCUCCAAAGGGGAACCCGACUAAUGAAGGCACCGAAAUGGCAACGUAUACUAAAGGUCAUCAUAGGAAAGCUAGAAGCUUAUCGAGUGGCUUUUCUCUUAUAAAUGGAGAUGUCAAUAGGGAGAUUGACGAUGCUGAAAAGACAAUAAGGCGGCGCCAGAAAGCCGACGGUGAGUUGACAACAAGGGAGGACAGUGGCGGUAGCCUGUUGGCAAGGGCCGGGCAACGCUUAGCCCUGAGGCCAAAGUCGGGCAGUCGAUCAAAUAUGAACAAUAGCCAGCAAGAUCUUCUGGCGAUAUGGAUGCCUUCAUACGAGGAUGGAUUGCAUACUGUCAAGAAAUCAUCGAGCAGCCCGGAAUUCCAAGAUUCAGACAGCAUCAGCAUUGCUUCGGUAUGGUUGAAGAGCAAGUGGAGCUUGAAGCCGGAUGCUUUCACCCUCCCCCUCCCUAUGCCGCUUUUCGACAGCAUCCCGAAGCCUCUUUUCGACAGCAUUCCGAAUCCAUUUGCUGCUUCGAGAAACAAGGCGGCCAAAGAUUGUUAAGGCUCGUAGCUUGGUUACUGCGUGCCUUAUAUUUAUUGGUUGUUUCUGGUGAUCUUAGUCGAGGCGGUGCAGCAAGGGUCAGGAGGAGUUGCUUUAUACCUCCCCAGUCCCCAGCCAAAGGACAAUGGAAACUUACAAAGAUGGAUACAGUGAUACACUACUUCUACAUACAUACUGUACUAAAUCUGCUGCGCCAAAGCGGCAGCACUUGUCUUCCUUGUUAUAAACUAUAGUUGGGGCUUAUUUGUUUUGAGCCUUUGAGAGGUAUUAUUUUGUGCACAUACUCCAGGAAUGAAGGUAAACGACAAGCAGCAUGUGUGUUGUUCCCAUGCACUAAUAAAGAAAUGGCUUUAUUUGUUUA